Molecule: messenger RNA, 1496 nt
Organism: Siniperca chuatsi (mandarin fish)
Lineage: Eukaryota; Metazoa; Chordata; Actinopteri; Centrarchiformes; Sinipercidae
Gene: trdmt1
Product: tRNA aspartic acid methyltransferase 1
Exons: 10
Coding region: 278-1222 (314 amino acids)
Molecular function (GO): methyltransferase activity
Source: RefSeq, a predicted model, not a curated record
GAACAGGGCCUUUUCUGGGCGGGGCUCUGCUGUGGAGCCGAACAUUCAGGCAUGCUGGGAAACUAAAGCUAAAGCGACAUUAUGUUUCUCUUCGUCUGUGGCUUACAAUCUGUUUUUUCUUCCUCCAGAGAGCGGCAUACCUGUCCAGGUAGUAGCUGCCAUCGACAUAAACACCACGGCCAAUCAAAUCUACAGGCACAAUUUUCCCGACACCCCCCUCUGGAACAAGACCAUUGAGGGCAUAACACUAGAUGACUUCAAUAAAUUAUCUUUUGACAUGAUUUUGAUGAGCCCUCCUUGCCAGCCUUUCACCAGGAUUGGACUUCAGGGUGACCUUGCUGACCCCAGAACCAAGAGCUUCCUCUACAUCCUCGAUCUUCUGCCAAGGCUGUGCAGGCUGCCCCGCUUCAUCCUGCUGGAGAAUGUGAAAGGCUUUGAGAGCUCCUCUGCCAGGGAACGUUUGGUGAACACACUGAUGGAAUGUGGAUACACUUUCCAGGAGAUCAUGGUCUCGCCUACAAGUGUUGGGAUCCCAAAUUCAAGACUGCGUUACUUCCUGAUUGCUAAGAUGUCAACAGAAAACCUUAGCACCAAGACAAGUUCAAAGAUUUUAGAUGCCUUCCCACAUCCUGCUGAGAAUGAUUCCCUUGAGCAGCCCACAGUCUUCAGUCCUCCCCAUCCAGGUACCUGCCAGCCAGAAGAGGAGAUGCAGGGCGGUCAUGUCCUGUACAAACUAGAGACAGCACUGGAUGCCCAGAGGAAGAUGAAUCAGAACAACGAUCUGUGUGUGAGGCAGAUCCAAGACUUCCUGGAACCACAGAUGGAAGUGAACAUGGACCACUAUCUCCUGCCUCCUAAAACACUGCUGCGAUAUGCUCUGCUCCUGGACAUUGUGCGGCCGACAUGCAGGAGGUCUGUCUGCUUUACCAAAGGCUAUGGGCGGUAUGUGGAGGGAACUGGCUCAGUACUGCAGUGCUGCAUGGAAACAGAGAUGGAGAGUGUGUUUAGAGGUCUGGACCAGUACUCUGAGGAGGAGAAACUCCUGCGGCUGUCGAAACUGAAGCUCCGUUAUUUUACUCCCAGAGAAGUUGCCAACCUCAUGGGUUUCCCUCAAAGCUUCUCCUUUCCAGAGCAGAUCCCUACCAAGCAGCAGUACAGAGUUCUAGGAAACAGUCUCAAUGUUGUGGUGGUGGCCAGACUCCUACAGCUGCUGGUCUGCUAGCACUCGGGACACACCGGAGGAGGAGACCGUCCCGUGUGUCAUUAUGGAUUGUAUUACAGUGCUUCUCUGUCCAGUGGCUGUGUUUGAAAAUGUACAGUCUAGUUUUUGUUGGGGAUGUUAACUGGUCAAACGCUUUAUAGUGACAUCACCACUGAACAGUGUAACUUACUUACUGUCUUACAUGUCACUUAAACUGGCUGACCUAGAAUAUGUUUGUUUUUUAUGAGUAUAUUAAUAGAUUUUUUAAUAAUCAAAAUAAAAACCUAAAAAAGAA